Poecile atricapillus (Black-capped chickadee) is the source of this 1332-nucleotide messenger RNA. RefSeq names its product stomatin like 2 (gene STOML2). The record is from RefSeq and is a predicted model, not a curated record. Lineage: Eukaryota; Metazoa; Chordata; Aves; Passeriformes; Paridae. The transcript is spliced from 10 exons. Bases 109 to 1194 code for a protein of 361 amino acids. Gene Ontology annotation, cellular component: membrane.
CCGGAGGGGCCGAUCCGGGCGGUGCACCCGGAAGCCGCGCGGCGCAGGGGCCUUCCGGGAGUGCGGCGGCGGCGGCGGCGGCGCCGAGUGGGGCGGGCGGAGGGGGCGAUGCUGUCACGGGCGGGGAUCCGGGCCCGGCCCGGCCUCGGGCUGCUGCAGCACUCCCAGCAGCUGAAGCGUGUGGCACGGCUGGCCCCAGCUCCAUGCCGCUGGAACUCUGGGCUGCCCAUGAACAUCGGGGUGCUCUUUGUGCCGCAGCAGGAGGCCUGGGUGGUGGAGAGGAUGGGCAAGUUCCACCGAAUCCUCGAGCCUGGUUUGAACUUCCUCAUCCCUCUCCUGGAUCGGAUUCGUUAUGUCCAGAGUCUCAAAGAAAUCGUCAUUAAUGUCCCAGAGCAGUCAGCUGUCACACUGGAUAAUGUCACUCUGCAGAUCGAUGGUGUGCUCUACUUGCGGGUUAUGGACCCCUACAAGGCCAGCUAUGGGGUGGAAGAUCCUGAGUACGCAGUGACCCAGCUGGCCCAGACCACCAUGAGAUCUGAACUUGGCAAACUUUCCCUUGACAGAGUCUUCCGGGAGCGGGAGUCCCUCAAUGCCAGCAUUGUGGAUGCCAUCAACCAGGCUUCAGACUGCUGGGGCAUCCGGUGUCUGCGCUACGAGAUCAAGGACAUCCAUGUGCCCCCUCGUGUGAAGGAAUCCAUGCAAAUGCAGGUGGAGGCAGAGCGACGGAAACGGGCAACAGUGCUGGAGUCGGAGGGAACGAGGGAGUCAGCUAUCAACGUGGCUGAAGGCCAGAAGCAGGCCCAGAUCUUGGCAUCAGAAGCUCAGAAGGCCGAACAAAUCAACAAAGCUGCUGGAGAAGCCAACGCCAUGCUGGUCAAGGCCAGGGCCAAGGCAGAGGCAAUUCAGCUCCUGGCAGCUGCUCUGGCACAGCAGCAUGGCAAUGCUGCCGCCUCCCUGUCUGUGGCAGAGCAGUAUGUGAAUGCUUUCUCUAAGAUUGCCAAAGACUCCAACACUGUUCUGCUGCCUGCCAACACUGGCGAUGUCACCAACAUGGUCGCACAGGCCCUGGGGAUCUACACCACACUGACCAAGCCACAAGCUGUGAAGACCCAAGAGGAGAUACCCCCAGCCCACGAGGAUUCCCACUCCCCUGCCACGGAGGUGCUGAAGGCAGAACAGGGCAGCUCCAGCUAACAGGGCUGGAAGGAUCCUGUACCCUCUCCCAAGGCCUGCCAGCAGUCCUGUUCUGCUGCAGGCAGUCACUUUUAUUCCCUUAGUCCCUAUUUUGUAUUGGAUUUAAAUCAUGUAAUAAAUGGUAACAGUGCUGCUGCA